Molecule: messenger RNA, 1440 nt
Organism: Aaosphaeria arxii CBS 175.79
Lineage: Eukaryota; Fungi; Ascomycota; Dothideomycetes; Pleosporales
Product: NAD(P)-binding protein
Exons: 1
Coding region: 230-1285 (351 amino acids)
Molecular function (GO): oxidoreductase activity, acting on the CH-OH group of donors, NAD or NADP as acceptor
Source: RefSeq, a predicted model, not a curated record
CAUGCUUUUAGGAAUCAGAACUGAUCAGAUCAAGUGUAGCUUGUUAGUCGUUGUUGACCACGUGCCACAAGACGUCGAACAUAAGAGUGACCUUGGGCUACUGAUGACGACCACCUGGCUGAAUAAAAGGCUGCUCAAAAGCACAGCUGAAAUGCAAGAGCUGCAUUCCUUCUCUUGUCCAGUGGCAUAUUAUUCUCUACCCUGUCUCCAUUCAUAGUACGUUAUAUGAAUGGCUGCUGUCGUUCAACCACUUGUGCGGGCCAUUGGCAUAGCGAGCAAUGGAGCUCUCAAUCCCGUGCUUUCUGGCUCCGCUCUUGCGUUCAUCACUUACGGGCCUCCGCAUCUUGUAUCCAAGAUAACCGACCUUGAUUUCAUCAGACGUUGGGUCGAUAUCGUGGGUUUGAAGACGGUCUUGAAGAUAUUGCUCACUAUUGGAGUCGGCAAGUUUCUGAACCGGUUCCAAAACCGUCGCGCGACAAAUGGCUGGAAGUUCUUUGGCAGUGGAAAAUGGGAUUGGCCACAGGAAAUUGCAGUAGUGACCGGAGGCUGCAAUGGAAUCGGCAAAGCCAUUGUGCUAGGCCUCGUCCGCAAGGGCAUACGGGUCGCUAUUCUCGACGUUGCGGAUCAAGAUCCAGAGCUCCAGCGUAUCGGCACCGUCUCCUACUGGAAAUGUGACAUCUGUUCACCAUCUGCCGUUGCCGAAGCAGCAGACAGCAUUCGAAAAACCAUUGGCCAUCCCACCAUUUUGAUCAACAAUGCUGGCAUCGCUAAUUCGAGCCCGAUCAUCCAUCUAUCUUCCGAAAAGCUGUCGAAAAUCUUCGGAGUGAAUUUACUCUCACUCUGGUAUACAGCAAGAGAGUUCUUACCCAAUAUGAUCCUCAAGGACAAAGGGCACAUUGUGACAAUCGCGAGCAUGGCCUCUUAUAUCUCGUUGACAACCGCCGUGGACUACUCUGCAUCGAAAGCAGGCGCUUUGGCUUUCUACGAGGGCCUUAGCUCUGAGCUCAAACACAUUUAUAAGGCGCCGGGCGUUAUGAACACGGUAGCUCAUCCUAUGUGGGUUGAGACAAACAUGACAAAGAGUCACCAAGAAUCCAUUGAGCGCUCGAAUGGAGGCCGGAUGAUGAAGCCGGAAGAUGUCGCCAAUGUAGUAGUAAACCAAAUACUCUCCCGUCGUGGCGCGCAGCUCAUCAUUCCUCCGACCUUCAGUUGGCUCUCGGGCGUUCGAGGCUUUCCAAAUUGGUUUCAGGAAAUGAUCAGGGAUGGUAUCGGAAAGUCAGUGUAGUAUCCAUUGGGGAAAGGGAACCUAUUCGAAUGAUAGUAUCUUUUAAGGGCAAGUCUGAACGCCUGUAGUAAUGUCUCCGAUCCGUGAAAGGCGAUGAGUGUCACAUCGUCGUCCUAUUUCGUAUGAACAUCUGUAGUCUCGCGGGCAUUGCUCUU